GCCCACUCCGUGCCGCCAGGGGGCGCUGUUCCCCGCCCGGAAGUGCCGUCAGCGCCGGGCGGAAGCGGGCGCGCGGCGCUGCCUGUGUUGGGGGGGCCGGCGGCAGCCGCCGCCAUGGCGUUCUCCGAGAGCCAGCUGAAGAAAAUGCUCGCCAAGUAUAAGUAUAGAGACCUAACUAUACAGGAGACAAACAGUGUCAUUUCUCAGUACAAGGACCUCAAACCUGUCAUGGAUUCAUACGUUUUUAACGACGGUUCAUCUAGAGAGUUGAUGAGCCUCAGUGGAACCAUUCCUGUGCCUUACAGAGGUAACAUAUACAAUAUCCCCAUUUGCUUGUGGCUGCUGGACACCUACCCUUUCAAUCCCCCGAUCUGUUUUGUUAAACCCACUAGCUCAAUGACAAUAAAAACUGGGAAGCACGUUGAUGCUAACGGCAAGAUAUACCUUCCUUACCUGCAUGAGUGGAAAUACCCCCAGUCAGACCUGCUGGAACUGAUUCAAGUUAUGAUUGUGGUGUUUGCUGAGGAACCUCCAGUCUUUUCUCGGCCCACUGUUUCAGCCAGCUACCCGCCGUACCAGGCAACUGGCCCACCAACCACUUCCUAUGUGCCUGGCAUGCCAGGAAUAUCUCCCUAUCCAGCAGGAAGCACUGCAAACCCAAGCAGCUUCCCGAGCUAUCCUUACCCAGCUGGUGUUCCAUUCCCACCUACCACUAAUGUUCCGUACUAUCCUUCUCAGCCUCCUGUGACUACUGUUGGACCCAGUAGAGAUGGAACUAUCAGUGAAGACACCAUUCGAGCUUCCCUUAUUUCAGCAGUCAGUGAUAAACUGAGAUGGCGGAUGAAAGAAGAAAUGGAUCGUGCACAAGCUGAACUCAAUGCCUUGAAGCGGACAGAAGAGGACCUGAAGAAAGGACACCAGAAACUGGAAGAGAUGGUAACUCGCCUGGAUCAAGAAGUGGCUGAAGUUGACAAGAACAUCGAACUUCUCAAAAAGAAGGACGAGGAGCUCAGUUCUGCCUUAGAGAAAAUGGAAAGUCAAUCAGAAAAUAAUGACAUAGAUGAAGUUAUCAUUCCUACAGCACCACUUUACAAGCAGAUCCUGAACUUAUACGCAGAGGAAAAUGCAAUUGAAGACACCAUCUUUUAUCUUGGGGAAGCACUGAGGCGUGGAGUGAUAGAUCUAGAUGUCUUUUUAAAGCAUGUACGUCUUCUGUCUCGCAAGCAGUUCCAGCUGAGAGCAUUAAUGCAGAAAGCAAGGAAGACUGCUGGACUCAGUGAUCUCUACUAAACUCUCAGACUUUAACUGGGAAGUUAGAUAUCCUUGUGAAGCAGCCAUUUUCUUGAUCUUUCUCUUAAUCAGUAGGUGCCCAGAAUAAGUUAUUGCAUCAUUCAACUGUAAAAUAUUUUGAAUCAAUAAUAUAUUUUCUUUUUGGUAAAUACUAGCUUUUAUUAAUGCACUUUCUAUUUCCUGUAAUCUUUGUGCUGGUGGACUUAAGCUGAAUAAAACUUGUUGCAUAUUUUCUUCCUCUAUA
Molecule: messenger RNA, 1534 nt
Organism: Numida meleagris (helmeted guineafowl)
Lineage: Eukaryota; Metazoa; Chordata; Aves; Galliformes; Numididae
Gene: TSG101
Product: tumor susceptibility 101
Exons: 10
Coding region: 115-1290 (391 amino acids)
Biological process (GO): endosome to lysosome transport; protein modification process; protein transport
Cellular component (GO): ESCRT I complex
Molecular function (GO): ubiquitin binding
Source: RefSeq, a predicted model, not a curated record